Messenger RNA from Zychaea mexicana, 297 nucleotides. Its product is annotated as HSF-type DNA-binding-domain-containing protein. NCBI's taxonomy places the organism in Eukaryota, Fungi, Mucoromycota, Mucoromycetes, Mucorales, Lichtheimiaceae. The annotation marks the transcript as partial. Gene Ontology annotation, biological process: regulation of DNA-templated transcription. Gene Ontology annotation, molecular function: DNA-binding transcription factor activity; sequence-specific DNA binding. The transcript has 2 exons. The record is from RefSeq and is a predicted model, not a curated record.
AUGGUCAAUGAUCAAUCACACCAAGAUUUGAUAUCCUGGAGCCCCACUGGUGAAUCUUUCUUCAUCUACAGCUCCAAGAACUUUUCAAAACAAGUUUUGCCCGAGUAUUUUAAGCACGGGAACUUUUCGAGUUUUGUCCGUCAGCUAAAUAUGUACGGAUUCCGGAAAAUAAACAAGGCAUCCCGGGGUAAACACGGAACAGACCAGAGCGAAAUAUGGGAGUUCAUGCAUCCGCAAUUUCUACGCGAUCGACAGGGCAAAUUAUCCGAGAUUAAACGGAAAGCUGCCAACUCGGAA